CACGAGGCCCGUGGGCCCAAUAUGAAUGAAAUCAUCGUUUAUUCAGUUUCACCUGCUGAACUAACCUGAAAAGUCAAGGGUUUAUAGCGAUUCUACUGUUUUCCAAUUAACGAAUUUCAAUUUCUAAUUUUUUUGAUUACUCGUAGCGAUUAUUUGGUUUCUAUGGAGGAAGAUUCUCGUACCAGUAGCAGCAAUACCAGCCAUUUGCUCGGAUCAGUUCCAGCUGUCAUUGUUGAUCAAAAGAAUGCUUCAAACAAUCAAGUCCCUUAUGCAAAUAUGCAAACAUUCCCUCCCAAUAGUGGAGGCGGAGGCGGUGGUGGACAACAGGGAUAUCAAACUCUUGGAACUCCAACUGAUGCUUUUGGGCAACAGCCAGCUAAUAACUGGCAGGGAUUCUUUAGUGUCUCAUCGUACACACAGUAUUUCAACGUGGAUACAGACGUUGUCGUGAACAGAUUGAUAAGCUCCUUGAAUCCAGUCGGUGAUGACUUUUUUGCCAAGAUAGAUGCUAACCCUGAUCUGUAUGGGCUUAUAUGGAUCUCAACAACAUUGGUUUUUGUACUUGCCUUACUUGGAAAUUUUGCAACAUACCUAAUGGAAAAACAUACAAAUAACAGAACAUCAUGGAGCUUUGAUGUUAGCUAUGUGAAUACGGCGGCAUGGUCUAUAUAUGGCUAUGUGAUAGUGGUCCCGUUGGCAUACUACUUUUUCCUUCAGUAUAUGGGUUCAAAUGCUAACCUUGUACGGUUUUGGUGCUUGUGGGGGUAUUCCCUCACCAUUUUCAUCUUGUCUUCUUUUCUAUUGCUUAUUCCAGUUGAGAUUCUUCGGUGGAUCAUAAUAAUCCUUACCGGUGGUGCCUCAGCUAGCUUCGUUUCUUUGAACCUAAGGUCUUUUAUAGGAAAUGAUCUUUCAGUGGCCAUAAUUGCUGCAUUUUUCUUGCAAAUAGCUUUGGCCGUCUUCAUCAAAGUUCAGUUCUUUGAAUAAUUAAUUCAAAACAUUGCAGUAGUGAAAAAUAAAGCUCGAGCCACCAUCACCUCUACUUCACGCCACUCACUAGCUGUCUGGUGUUUGUGUUUUUUUGGGUUAGAUAGAUGCAAGAAGAGUUAACAGAGUAAUGUGAUAGAUUGUGCUCCCGGAAUCAGCUUGGUGACCACCUUUGGCCAAAACCUUGUGAUUGACCGAUAUUUGGGAAGGUGAAGAAGUACAAAGAUUGAUGCAAUGUUUGAGCUCUCCACAAUUUUGUAAAUAACUGACCUUGUAUUUUGCUGUUUUUCUGAAACUGAAAAUGUGAUAGAGACCCCCACAUAUUCCCAGUGGAGUGGGAAAAUAUAAUGCAAAGAAUUUAUGUGAGGAGAUGUCUUGCUGUUUGCUUACAAGUUAUAUUUUUCCUUUAGUGUAUCAGUAUCUUCUUACAAUUACUUAGUAGUAAAGUAGUUAGUCGGAAUUUUAUUUAUUUAAAAUAGUUACAAAAUGAUUUGUUUAUUUUUA
Medicago truncatula (barrel medic) is the source of this 1488-nucleotide messenger RNA. RefSeq names its product protein YIPF1 homolog. Gene Ontology annotation, molecular function: small GTPase binding. Gene Ontology annotation, biological process: vesicle-mediated transport. Lineage: Eukaryota; Viridiplantae; Streptophyta; Magnoliopsida; Fabales; Fabaceae. The transcript is spliced from 6 exons. The coding region runs from base 163 to 984 and encodes 273 amino acids. The record is from RefSeq and is a predicted model, not a curated record. Gene Ontology annotation, cellular component: Golgi apparatus; membrane.